Fopius arisanus is the source of this 1169-nucleotide messenger RNA. It is a transcript of the gene Gs1l, whose product is annotated as GS1-like. NCBI's taxonomy places the organism in Eukaryota, Metazoa, Arthropoda, Insecta, Hymenoptera, Braconidae. The record is from RefSeq and is a predicted model, not a curated record. The transcript is spliced from 5 exons. Gene Ontology annotation, molecular function: phosphatase activity. The coding region runs from base 208 to 903 and encodes 231 amino acids.
CCAUUCCACAGGCAUUGUUCCACCGGCAAGCAAAGAGUGAACUGGUGACCGUCCAAAUAUUAUAAAAAACUAGCAUCAUCUUCUGCUAUUACACCUCUAAUUGUAAAUUCCAUUAAUCCAAGUUUAUUGAUUAAUACGUCACAAUUUUUGUUACAAGUGAUAACUAUUUAUUGACGCUGACUUUGACACUAGGAUUAAGUCAUAAAAAUGGAGAAUUCGUACAACAAAGUCACGCACGUUUUGUUCGACAUGGAUGGACUCUUGCUGGAUACAGAGUACCGGUACACUGAGAUUUACAACAGAGUGAUAAGAGAAUACGGUGAUUACACUUUCACUUGGGACCACAAGGCCACAACGAUGGGCUUUCAUCCUAUUGAAAGUGCCAAGAAAGUGAUAGAAAUAUUCAAUCUCCCAACGACUCCCGAAGAAUUCAUGGAACAACUAGCUCCCCACUACCAGGAGUUAUUCCCACACAGUCAACUGAUGCCAGGUGCAGAAAGAAUCCUAAACCACCUCCACAAGCACAACAUUCCAAUCGCCCUAGCCACAAGCUCUGGUGAGACCAGUUACGAAUUGAAAACAAAAAAAGUUAAGCCAAUGUUCGAAUUGUUUCAUCAUAAAGUACUUGGGGGAUCGGAUGGCGAAGUUAGAAAUGGUAAACCAGCACCGGAUAUAUUUCUAGUGGCUGCCAGACGAUUCGAUGACAAUCCAGACCCGUCCAAGUGCCUAGUGUUUGAGGAUGCACCGAAUGGUGUUCAAGCGGCUCUAAGUGCAGGAAUGCAAGUUGUUAUGGUACCUGACCCAAAUUUACCAAAAGAUUUAACUAAAAAAGCAACUCUAGUCCUUGGAAGUCUAGAAGAAUUCAAACCAGAACUCUUUGGAUUACCACCAUUUGACGAUUAACUAGAAUUUAUUUCUACAAUCUCCAAAUAGUUGAAAAUUCGUCAUCGAUUAACCAUAGACCUCGACCAAGUGACGAUGAACAAAUAAAUAAAAAACACUAAUGAAAACUUUUAAUUGUCACGUUAUGCAAAAUUAUUGUAAAGAAUCGUCGCCAGGUGCUGACAACAAUGUUCUUAUUUAAUUUCAUUCUUGAAGAUUUAAACAUUUAUUUUGAUAAAUAGUAUUAUGUAUGCAAUAAAGUGGUUCUCAACACUAGCUUUAUCAUU